AUGUCGAAUCAGCGCGCAGGCGCCGAUGCUCACGACCGCACAGCUCAUCUAAAUGGAGUAUUGCAGAACAACUCACAGGUCACAGGUAACGAGCGGCCCAUCAGAACACACGCACAGACCACUACGACCACUCAGCACACACAAUACGCACAGACACGCACAAUACAAUAUGCCAACAAAACGCAAGGCAACGCAAAGGAACGCAACGCAAAGGAACGCAACGCAAAGGAACGCAACGCAAAGGAACGCAACGCAACGCAAAGGAACGCAACGCAAGGCAACGCAAAGGAACGCAACGCAAAGGAACGGCAGGCGAUCCUGCGAAGAAGUAAUCAGUUAAGCUCGACAGGACAAUGCGCAAGGUCCAGGGAUCUCGGACCUUUAAGUGGGACUGGAACACCACUGAACACACCCGCGGGCGUCAAAUGA
Sphaeroforma arctica JP610 is the source of this 429-nucleotide messenger RNA. RefSeq lists its product as hypothetical. Lineage: Eukaryota; Ichthyosporea; Ichthyophonida. The record is from RefSeq and is a predicted model, not a curated record. The transcript has a single exon. The coding region runs from base 1 to 429 and encodes 142 amino acids.